Danio aesculapii is the source of this 2168-nucleotide messenger RNA. RefSeq names its product F-box and leucine-rich repeat protein 6 (gene fbxl6). The record is from RefSeq and is a predicted model, not a curated record. The transcript has 9 exons. Gene Ontology annotation, cellular component: SCF ubiquitin ligase complex. Gene Ontology annotation, biological process: SCF-dependent proteasomal ubiquitin-dependent protein catabolic process. Bases 277 to 1971 code for a protein of 564 amino acids. Gene Ontology annotation, molecular function: protein binding. Lineage: Eukaryota; Metazoa; Chordata; Actinopteri; Cypriniformes; Danionidae.
UCGGAUAAUAACAACAAAGGAGCAAGGCGGCACUUCAGUUUAACGUUGCUUUUCAUUUAAGUAAUUGAGCUACAGUUGUAAAAUGAAUUUGCACAAAUGUCUAAAUUUAAAUUGAAUAUGCUGCUGAAUCUAUACAGUAUAAUAAAGAGAAGCGAUUGUCAAGUUAAUGAAGUUAAUGUCUAUAUAUAUGUAGUCAGUUUGUGCAUUUUGCGUUCAUGGCGUUCUUUUAUGCUCAAAGCUGCAUUUAUUAGGUACUAGUUGUAGAGAUAAAUUACAAUGGAAAGCACUGUAACGCAGGCUUCUUCUGCAGAAAUGUCAGCUGCUCAGUCUAGCAAAGCUGAAACAUCCCAAACUCCUCCUGCUAAAGGAAAAGGUCUUCUGAAGAGAAAGGCUGAUUCUCUUAAGGAUGACAAGAGCAAAAAGAAAAAGAGAAAACCCGUCAAAAGAACUGUAAGACCAAAUUACACAGUCCAGGAGGGAGAAGACAUGCUUUUGAUCAUAUCAAAUAUAAGCAGUGGCGACAGUGUGUGGAAACCCAAGCGGAAGGUGUGUAAGAAAAAAAAGACAAGCAAAAAAGCCAAGACCAAAGGAUCUACUAGCAAAACGAAAAAAGCACCAGUAAAAACCGAAGUCCUUAAAGUAAGAGAGGAAACUGAUGAUAAACAUGUUGUUAUGGACAGUGCAAAAACAGAUAGUUUUGACCACUGGGGUCAGAGUUUACCAAUAGAGAUCCUGGUGAAAAUCUUUCAGUUUGCAGUUUUCCAGGAUGGAGCUGUACCUCUUCUUUGCAGGGUUGGCAGAGUUUGUCGUCUGUGGAAUGGAGCUGCAUCUUCUCCCAUUCUGUGGCGCAGUGUGUCUAUUGGAUACUGUUGGAUUGAACCCGGUAAGAGUCAGUUACCUGGGACAGAACAGAAGAUUAGGAACACUGUAGACUGGCUAGCUGAAAACAGAUUGUCUCAGCUGAGAGAGUUUUCCCUGUGCCAUUGGAAAAAAAAUGUGGAUUAUGUCAUUCAGAAAGUUUCACAAUCAUGCCCCAGUCUACAUUCUCUCAAGCUUUCCUACUGCACAGGAAUGACAGAAAAAGCCUUUCAAAAUCUUGGUGCUGGCUGUCAGUCAUUAGAGGAUAUAAAUGUGCAACACUCAGAGAUCAACGUCGAUGGUCUUGUGUCCUUCCUUGAGGCAUAUGGCAACCAAAUAAAAAAAAUUUACUUCACUCACAGCACAAAGAGUGACAAACUCCUCAGUGCUUUGUCUAAAGGUUGCUGUCCUGAGCUCAGGCUACUGGAGAUCAAUACUAAAUUAGACGGAGGAUACUGCCAGCUCCCCAUCUGCAUUCAAGCUUUGCAGAUUGGAUGCCCCAAACUUCAGACUUUUAGGUUGAUGAAUGUCACUCCAGUUCCUAAAAUGAUCCGCAACACCCCCCAGUCAACAUGUGGGUUUCCCAUGCUAGAGGAGCUGUGCAUUGCCACUUCCUCUCACUCCUUUAUGACUGACAAUGACCUGAACAAUGUUCUUCAUGGCUCCCCCAAUCUGCGUGUGCUGGACCUGCGUGGAGGCUCCCGCAUCACAUCCACUGGCCUCUAUGCUUUGCCUUGUGAGAGGCUGGAGUGUUUUUAUUGGGGCUUGUACUUUAACAGCAAUACCAUGGUAGCGUCUAAGAAAGGCAUACACAUGCUUGCCCAGAAAUGGAGCAACACCCUCAGGGAGCUUGAUUUGGCCAACCAGCCAUUUUCAGAAGAAGAUUUGGAGAUUGCAAUGGGACAUCUUUCUCACGGUGUUGGAGUUGACUUUUUUCGUUCCCUGAACCUUAGUGGUACAAGAAUCACUUCAUCGGCACUCAGGUUACUAAUAAACCAGGCACCAGCUCUGAAGUACUUGAAUCUGUCUUCCUGCCGUUAUUUGCCCAGAGGACUCAAACGUUUAUAUCAUGGUCAAGAAGACAUCCAGCUGCUCCUUGACAAAUUAGAUUAAAAUGUAUGGACUGCAGAUUUUUAUGUAUAAAUCUAAAGUUUCUUUGAAGUUAUUGAUAUACUUGCUGGUAACAUUUUCAAACAUGACUGUGUAUCUUUACUGCCCUACUCUUUUUUUCUUUCUUUUUUUUAUGAUGUUCAUGUGCUGGUAUGCAGUACAUGUUAAAUGUUGUAAAUGGUAAUAUUAUAACAAUUCUU